AUGAGUAGUCCAACGACGACGGCAACGGGGCUUGACCCCGCUGUCCAGAACGACAACGUCAUCCGUCGGACUCAUGGUCCAGAAAACAGCAAAAUUUCUAAUGGCGAGGCCAAUGGCUCCGUUGACAGCGAUAACGACACCAGAAAACAAAUGAAGAAGGCAAUUCGGAGUAAAUAUCGUCAUGUCGAGGCCGUUCACUCUCAGUCAAGACCAUCCUGCCUGAGCCAUGACACGACCGAGAGCCCCAGCUUCCUCGGGUUCCGCAACCUGAUGUACGGCGUCCUUAUCUGCAUCGGCUGCCAUGACUUCCGCAAAUCCGACAUCAACAUGGGGCUGCUCCUCUACUUCCUGAUCCCCUGCCACCUCUUCAUCGCCUACAUCAUCGAGUACUACGCCGCCGUCCAGGCCCGUGCUGAGCGUAAUGCAGCCAGCGAGGCCAAGAAAGGGGAGGGGAACCACCAAGACGGCACCAGCAGCCCGACUGAAGAACAGCACCGCAAGUUCCAGUCCACCUGGAAACUCGUCCGCCUCCUCCACGCCAUCAACGUGACCACCGCCCUCGCCCUCACCUCGUACGUGGUCUACUACCAUAUCCACCACCCUUUAAUCGGCACCCUGACGGAGGUGCACGCCAUCGUGGUCUGGCUCAAGACGGCCUCGUACGCAUUCACCAACCGCGACCUGCGCCACGCCUACCUGCACCCGGCCCGCGGCGAGCUCGACGCCUUACCAGAACUGUACGCGCAGUGCCCUUACCCGGAAAACAUCACCAUGGGCAACCUCUGUUACUUUUGGUGGGCCCCGACACUGGUCUACCAGCCCGUCUAUCCACGCACCAACAAGAUCCGCUGGAGCUUCGUGGCCAAGCGAUGUGGCGAGGUAGUUUGCCUGAGCGUGUUCAUCUGGUUCACUUCGGCGCAAUACGCUACUCCUGUGCUGCGCAACUCGCUGGAUAAGAUCGCUUCGCUCGAUAUCCCGAGCAUUGUCGAGCGCCUGCUAAAGCUGAGCACCAUUUCCUUGAUCAUCUGGCUGGCGGGCUUCUUUGCGUUAUUCCAGAGCUUCCUGAACGCGCUGGCGGAGGUGAUGAGGUUUGCGGACCGGUCGUUCUACGAUGAGUGGUGGAACAGCGAGAGCUUGGGCGUGUACUGGCGCACGUGGAACAAGCCGGUCUAUCAGUACUUCAAGCGCCAUGUGUACUCACCGAUGCGGUCGAGGGGGUGGAGCAAUGGGACGGCAAGUUUGGCCGUGUUCUUUUUGAGUGCCGUGUUGCAUGAGUUGUUGGUUGGUGUGCCUACUCAUAACAUUAUUGGCGUCGCUUUCCUCGGCAUGUUCCUCCAGUUGCCGCUCAUCCAGCUCACCAAGCCCUUGGAGAAGAAGACGUCUCCAAACGGCAAGCUGCUGGGCAACACCAUCUUCUGGGUCUCCUUUACCAUCUUUGGUCAACCUUUUGCCGCCCUCAUGUACUUUUACGCGUGGCAGGCCAAGUAUGGGAGCGUAAGCAAGAUGGCUACUAUGCAACAGCUUGUCGAACAGGGGCAGGGGACUUGCCCUCCUCUUGGUUAG
Sordaria macrospora k-hell is the source of this 1563-nucleotide messenger RNA. Lineage: Eukaryota; Fungi; Ascomycota; Sordariomycetes; Sordariales; Sordariaceae. The record is from RefSeq and is a predicted model, not a curated record.